GAAAGGCGCGCCAUUCCGCCGGAGGUUCGACCAGAUGAAGCAGCGGCUGAUCGAAUCGGGCAGCAUCCCCUUCUGGCUUGACGAUCUUAUAGAGACGUCAGCGAGGAAGACGAGGGCGAUGAAUAGGAAGAAGGAGGGUGAAGAAGGGAAGGUGGAUGAAAAGGAAGAUCAGUCUGAGCAGGAGAGUUCCUCGCUCAAGGUCCUCGGGCUGGGCCACAUGCAAGGGAUUUUCUACAUACUGUUUAUCGGCCUCUUGUUCUCCGGCACAGUUUUUCUCGGCGAACUAGUGGCUCAUCGUUAUUGCCGACCUGAAUAUCACUGAUUUAUCGUUCGUGGAAUGGUAAUUCUGCCAUUCCAAUUUCUGGUUGCAUUAGAAUGGCUAGUUGACCUCACAUCUGUCUAUGUUAGCUUGUGCGAAACAUAUAUAGGGUAUAUCCUCCUGUAUGCUCAUCAAUAUCAAAAAUAUUUUAUAUGAAUUUAUUAGUCAUCACGGAUAAAUGUUAGAUAGCAUAAUGUAAUUUAAGCCUAAGAUGCUUCUGUUUUGAAAGAAUGGCGAAUAAAAAUAAAUAUAAGCCAUCAGUGCUUAGGAGAUUCUCAAGCGAUAUAUUAUAUGUUUGCUUGUUUGCUGUAAGUAGCCGAUCAUGCAACGCAUGAAAAAGACAGCUAAAUGCAUUUGCAAAGACUAAUCUACAGUCAAUCGCAAAAUAUUACCGUUAAAAAAUCUAAGAGAGAAACAAAUAAGCAAAAUAUACCAUAUCUCCUUUCCUUAUAUCACGUCUCAGGCCAUGUGUGUCAGAUGGAGUCCUUUCUGUUAUAUCAGAAUGCUUGUACAUCGGUGAAACGAAAGAGAAAUUGUUUUGAAACAAUAGAUAAAUUGUCAAGAUUUAAUACUAUUGUUUAUUAAGCUAAAAGGCUGAGAGGAAAUGUCUCUCGAGGCAUGGCCUUUAAAAGACGUUCAAAUGAGGUCCAUUUGAUCUCAAAAUUAGGUAUGUAGCAAAUUGAAGUUGAUUAAUUUUGCCAAUAAAAAGUUUUGCUUGUUUUCCACACCUUGUGA
Penaeus monodon (black tiger shrimp) is the source of this 1054-nucleotide messenger RNA. RefSeq names its product glutamate receptor ionotropic, delta-1-like. The record is from RefSeq and is a predicted model, not a curated record. Gene Ontology annotation, molecular function: glutamate-gated receptor activity. NCBI's taxonomy places the organism in Eukaryota, Metazoa, Arthropoda, Malacostraca, Decapoda, Penaeidae. Gene Ontology annotation, cellular component: membrane.